UACACUGCCGGAAUCCUACAAGAAGAAGAAGAAGAAGAAGAAGAAGAAGAGACAUGCAGGAGGACUUGACCGCUUUGCUUAUGUUUACUGAAAUUCUGUUUUCGUAGCCGACACUAUUUUUGUUCAAUAAAGCCAUCAGUUUCGAUUUAAAACAUGGGGGAGCCACAGCAGGUCAGUGCUCUUCCACCGCCUCCAAUGCAGUUCAUCAAGGAGUACACGGAUGAGAACGUGCGAAAGGGACUGGCCCCCAAACCCCCUCCUCCUAUUCGAGACAGUUACAUGAUGUUUGGCAAUCAUUUCCAAUGCGAUGACAUCAUUAUUCGACCAUUGGAGACCCAGGGCAUCGAGCGCCUCCACCCUAUGCAGUUUGACCACAAGAGAGAGCUGAAGAAACUAAAUAUGUCCAUCCUAGUCAACUUUCUGGACCUUCUGGAUAUCCUCAUCAAAAGCCCAGGCAGCAUUAAGCGAGAGGAGAAGAUGGAGGACUUGAAACUCCUGUUUGUCCACAUGCAUCACCUCAUCAAUGAGUACCGUCCUCACCAGGCCAGGGAGACGCUUCGAGUCAUGAUGGAGGUUCAGAAGAGACAGAGAUUGGAGACGGCUGAGCGUUUCCAGAAGCAUCUGGAGCGGGUGGUGGAGAUGAUUCAGGGGUGUCUUGUUUCGCUGCCUGAUGAUUUGCCACAACCUAACAGCUCCAGCGCGGGAGAGGCUGGUGGCGCGGGGUCAGCUGGAGCCGCAAGACUGAAAACCGAGCCUAUGGAUGUAGAUGUGACGGGUGUUAGCUGCAUGGUUGCACAAACAGACAAGAAUGUGUCUUGUAAGAAGGACAAAGUGGGGGACAAGGAUGCUGCAAUGUGCAGUAUUAUUGAUGAGAUGACUUGAGCUGUCUAAGGAAUGUAUUGUUUUUAUUGUUAUUCAGGACAUGCCCGUUCUUCAACUUUGUUACAAAACUCAACAUAGGCAGACCACAUAUACAUACAGACAUUUGUACUAUUUAACACGGUGAUCUGCUCACACAGUCAUUGAAGUAGAGCUGUAUGUGUAAAAUAAUAAAGAUCUGGUCUUUUCA
Rhinichthys klamathensis goyatoka is the source of this 1069-nucleotide messenger RNA. It is a transcript of the gene med7, whose product is annotated as mediator complex subunit 7. The record is from RefSeq and is a predicted model, not a curated record. Gene Ontology annotation, cellular component: mediator complex. The transcript is spliced from 2 exons. The coding region runs from base 154 to 882 and encodes 242 amino acids. Gene Ontology annotation, biological process: regulation of transcription by RNA polymerase II. Gene Ontology annotation, molecular function: transcription coregulator activity. NCBI's taxonomy places the organism in Eukaryota, Metazoa, Chordata, Actinopteri, Cypriniformes, Leuciscidae.